Messenger RNA from Desarmillaria tabescens, 1188 nucleotides. RefSeq lists its product as uncharacterized. The coding region runs from base 1 to 1188 and encodes 395 amino acids. Gene Ontology annotation, molecular function: L-ornithine transmembrane transporter activity. The transcript is spliced from 5 exons. The record is from RefSeq and is a predicted model, not a curated record. Gene Ontology annotation, cellular component: mitochondrion. Gene Ontology annotation, biological process: mitochondrial L-ornithine transmembrane transport. NCBI's taxonomy places the organism in Eukaryota, Fungi, Basidiomycota, Agaricomycetes, Agaricales, Physalacriaceae.
AUGACCAAGAUCGAUGCUGUCAAGGAGCAAACAGGCGUCGCCUCCAACAAGGAACCCCAAGGGAAUUUGCAAGCAGCUUUGGCCCGUACUGCUACGAGGAGUCUAGCUCUAUACUUUUCAAGACCUGUAAGACUAUUUCGGCCCUCAAAAGGUAGCGUAAAUCUGUCCAUCUUCUAUAAGAAUACGUGGCAAUUUCAUUUCUCAGUCUCCGGAUGGCAAACUUUAAGAGGAUUGGCAGAGAAGCAUGGCUCGUCUCUCAAUCACCGAUUUCUGUCGACGUUGGUCAAGGACCAAGGAUUCCUGGUGAUACCUAAACAUUUCAUUCCGCCUAUGAUGGUAAAUGCCGUCCUAGGUACCGUUCUCUGGACGACUUAUGUGGACGCUUCUGCGACCCUCGAACCGUACCUUGGCCCACAUCCAAUUAUGAAUGCGGCGUUGUCGGGGGCAAUAGCAGGAGGCGCUCAGGCCGUAGUCGCUGCGCCGGCGGAAAAUGUUCGGCUCCUACUAGAAGGCGGAACCGUCUAUCAUUCGUGGUCGCAUGCGUGGAAAGAAGUAUUCCGGGGUACGCAGUCAAUUCCCUCAGCUUCAAGAGAACAGAACAUAGAAGAAAUUCGUGAAGUUAGAAGUUGGAUGAGAGAAGUGGGUGAAAUGGCGGGUCGCGGGUGGGACGGCUGGGGCUGGGGCUGCGCUAAAGACAUGUGCGGGUUCGCAGUAUUUUUCUCGAUAUUCGAAAUCACUCGACGCAUCUCUGUUUCAGCAAAAGAAGCCGCACAUAACCUAAUCGCUUCCAGACUUGCGAUAGAGUCACCGAGCGAAAAACGGAAAGACACACUUGCGAGGCAGCUUCCACGGACUGUCCAUGGUGUCACGCUUGUUACGGGAGGGGUUAUAGCUGGCUUGGCUUAUGAGUUUGUUGGUCGACCUUGGGAUAAUGCGCGACGGACCGUGCAACUGGAUCUUAUUUCAUCUGACCAUGCUCGCGGGAAACAUUCACCAUUCAUAGUUCUCUUACACAAAUUUCGCGAAGAGGGUCUCAUCUAUUUCUUCCGCAAUCCGUACAAAGUGGUAGACCACUCACGUUCGCUCAGUCCUUUCCAGCGUUGUCUUAGUAGCGUGUUAAGGACUUUAGGCCGUGUUGGACCAUGGGGCGUGGGGUUCUUAGCCUGGGAAGCUUACAGUAGCUCAUAG